This is a messenger RNA of Eleginops maclovinus (Patagonian blennie), 1870 nucleotides long. RefSeq names its product glucose-induced degradation protein 8-B homolog. Gene Ontology annotation, molecular function: protein binding. Gene Ontology annotation, biological process: positive regulation of canonical Wnt signaling pathway; proteasome-mediated ubiquitin-dependent protein catabolic process. NCBI's taxonomy places the organism in Eukaryota, Metazoa, Chordata, Actinopteri, Perciformes, Eleginopidae. Bases 211 to 900 code for a protein of 229 amino acids. The transcript is spliced from 5 exons. Gene Ontology annotation, cellular component: nucleus; cytoplasm. The record is from RefSeq and is a predicted model, not a curated record.
UCGCCGGACUGUCGCUCCUCUCGCGAGAUUAUCACAUUAGCUUGGUUAGUUAGCUAGCCGUGAAAACCCGAUUGCCUGGUUUCCCCGGCUGCAUUUAUACAUUUUAUUCUUCUUAAAAAGCACUGAAAGGACACUACGCGUUUCUGCUGUGAUUGUGUUCAAGUCUCGCCCGUAGGAAAGGAUAAUCUCCGUGUGUUUGUACGGAUCCCAAUGAUGAGUUAUGCUGAAAAGCCAGAAGACAUCACGAAAGAAGAGUGGAUGGACAAACUGAACAAUGUUCACAUACAGCGGGCGGACAUGAAUCGGCUCAUUAUGAAUUACCUGGUGACAGAGGGGUUCAAAGAAGCUGCGGAGAAGUUCCGCAUGGAGUCCGGCAUCGAGCCGAGCGUGGACCUGGACUCUCUGGAUGAGCGGAUAAAGAUCAGAGAGAUGAUCCUGAAGGGACAGAUCCAGGAAGCCAUCGCCCUCAUCAACAGCCUCCACCCAGAGCUGCUGGACACCAACCGGUACCUGUACUUCCAUCUGCAACAGCAGCAUCUGAUCGAGCUGAUCCGGCUGCGGGAGACGGAGUCGGCGCUGGAGUUCGCUCAGACUCAGCUGGCGGAGCAGGGCGAGGAGAGCCGGGAGUGUCUGACGGAGAUGGAGAGGACGUUAGCGCUGCUCGCCUUCGACAACCCCGAAGAGUCGCCCUUUGGAGACCUGCUCAACAUGAUGCAGCGGCAGAAGGUGUGGAGCGAGGUGAACCAGGCGGUGCUGGACUACGAGAACAGAGAGUCGACGCCGAAGCUGGCGAAGCUGCUGAAGCUGCUGCUGUGGGCGCAGAACGAGCUGGACCAGAAGAAGGUCAAAUAUCCCAAAAUGACGGACCUGAGCACGGGAACCAUCGAGGACCCCAAGUGAACCCCACCACCCCCACCCCUUCCUUCCCUACUUAAUUUAUGAUCAGUCAGUGACUGUGUGACAGCCAGGUUUGUGUAUAAACACACGCUAACUUCAUGUUUCAUUCAUGGGAGAUAAAUCGCUCAUCGUGUAAAUCGCUGUAUUUGCUAAAUUGAAAUUUAAUGUACUUGGAUUUUUGGAUAAUCUCUGAGACGAGAAUUCAAAUUAGCUGUUUUAUAUUUUGUCAGGAGGAGUAUUAUUUAUUUGACCCCAAGACUUUAUCCCACCAGAGAGAUGAUGAUGGUACAUAUGUGAAUACAACGGGGGAGUUUAACAUUUGAAAUUUCAUAAACAAAACGUGAGUAUUUUUCAAUUGAAAAGGAAGGGCACACUUUAUUAAAUGUAAUAUAGUUUUAAUUAACAAAGUAUUUUAUGAUUUCUUGUACAUUAUGGGAUGCCUUCAUGUGUGUGUUUGAGGACAUCGUCCCGGGUUAAAAUACGUUUCCUCGCUGAGUUUUAGCCCCUCUUUCCGAGCCGACUGUUUGCACCAGAUGUAGAUAUUUGGUUUUAUGUUACGGGGGGGGGGGGGGGGGAGCGAUGGAGAGGAUUUAUACGCUGCUUGAGAGAAAGGGCUGCUCCGAUAACGAGAAGAGCGACGGUGCCAAAAAACCGGCGCCUCUGGAGUCUGGAAGCUCGUGUUUUAGGCUUUAGUUCAUCGUUCUUUUUGGUACACAAGUGUUGAGUCCCAGAACAUGCCGUCAGUAUUUUCUCUUGCAUGUAAAUGUUUUUUGCUUUUUCGUUUACUUUUAUUUUUUAAAGGAGAAUCUUGCUGCUAGUUGUCCGUCCUUCAUUUAUUUUAAGGUUGUAUCGUCUUUAUAGAUAUUGGCUUUGACAAACACUGAGACCCAGAGAGCUCACGUCCCUUUUAUUAUUCCACAUUUUUAAGAUCAGAUUUGCAAUUAUUAAAAUAAACAAAACUUUUGUGAACCAU